Messenger RNA from Cannabis sativa, 4791 nucleotides. RefSeq lists its product as uncharacterized. Gene Ontology annotation, biological process: DNA integration. The transcript has a single exon. Gene Ontology annotation, molecular function: nucleic acid binding. NCBI's taxonomy places the organism in Eukaryota, Viridiplantae, Streptophyta, Magnoliopsida, Rosales, Cannabaceae. Bases 1 to 4701 code for a protein of 1566 amino acids. The record is from RefSeq and is a predicted model, not a curated record.
AUGGAACCAAAUCAAGUAAAUGUGGAAGAAAAAACUCUUAUUGAUCAUUUUUCUCCAAUUUCUGCUAAUCCACCAUCAUGCAUUAUUUUUCCUGAAACAAAUGCUACACAUUUUGAGCUGAAACCUUCCAUAAUUCAACUUUUGCCAUCUUUUUAUGGGUUAGGUAAAGAGGAUCCAUACAUGCAUGUAAAAGAUUUUUUAGAAAUUUGCUCUACUUUUAGAUUUCAAAAUUUUUCUGAUGAAUCUGUUAGGCUUAGACUUUUUCCAUUCUCAUUAAAAGAUAAGUCUAAAGCCUGGUUAAAUUCACUCCCAGCCCGAUCCAUUUCUACUUGGGAUGAAUUAGUUAAUAAAUUUUUGUCCAAAUUUUUUCCCAUGUCUAAAACGGAUAAUAUUAGGAGAGAAAUCUCCGAAUUUUAUCAGAAAGAUCACGAAGAAUUUUAUGAAUGUUGGGAAAGAUUUAAAGAUUUAUUGCUAAAAUGUCCACACCAUGGUUUUGAAAAAUGGAGAUUGGUAAAAUACUUUUAUGAUGGAUUAUCUCCCUCAAACCGACAAAUGGUACAAUCAAUGCACACUGGAAAAUUUUUGCAAUUUAGAGGGGAUGAGGCUUGGGAGUCUCUUGAGAAUCUUUCUGUAAAUUCUCAACAGUGGAAUUGCCAAGAUCCUAGAUCGAAAGCUUCCAACACACCUAAGAGAGGUGGAAUUUACGAUGUCAAAGAUGACGUAGAUAUUAAAACAUCAUUAGCAAAUCUAACUAGGAGAGUUGAAGCUAUGUCAUUAAGUCAAUCCAUGAAUACUCCUAUACAUAGGAAUGAAAUUUGUUCCUUAUGCUAUAGUACAAGUCAUAGUGCCCAGUCAUGUCCAUCAUUGCCUAUAUACCAAGAGGCAUUUUCUGAAGAAGUAAACGCUCUUCAAACUUAUGGGAAAUCAUCUGAUAGCCCAUUUUCUCAAUCCUACAAUCCAAAUUGGAGAAAUCAUCCAAAUUUUUCAUGGAGACAGAACCAGCCUCCAAUGAAUCAAGGGCACCAGUACAACACGCCCAAUCAGAGUCAAGCCCAACCUAAUAUGCCAUAUCCUCAACAACAAAGAAAACCAUCUUUAGAGGAUACACUACAACAGUUUAUGCAAACCACCCAACAAGCUUUACACACAAAUUCUCAAUCCCUGUUAAAGCUUGAAACACAAAUGGGUCAGCUUGCUACUGCUGUAGCUGAAAGGGAAAAGGGAAAACUUCCCAGUCAACCCAUUCCAAAUCCAAAGAGUCAGUACGAGGUAAGUACAUCUAGACCUACUGAAGAAGCUAAAUCAAUUUCUAUCCUUAGGUCUGGAAAAAUAAUUGAAAAACCUGAUUACAUACCUCAAACUGAUGCUGAAAUAAACAAAGACUCAUUGAAAGAAAAUGAAAAGAGUCAGCCUGAAAGUUCACAUUCCAAAGACUCGGUUGAAGAAUCGAGUCAAACCUUACCGUUCAUUCCAAAAGCUCCAUUCCCACAAAGAUUGCUCCCGAUCAAAAGAGGUAGUCAGUAUGGUGACAUCUUAGAGGUAUUCAAACAAGUAAGUAUAAAUAUCCCUUUCUUAGAUGCCAUUAAGCAAAUACCUGCCUACUCUAAAUUCUUGAAAGAUUUGUGUACUGCAAAAAGAAACACAAAUGUUCCGAAAAAGGCAUUUUUAACGGAACAAGUCAGCUCCAUAAUUCAAUAUAAAAGUCUUGUUAAACACAAAGAUCCGGGGUGUCCCACCAUUCCUUGUAUUAUUGGUGAUCAUGUGAUUAACAAAGCUUUACUUGAUUUAGGAGCUAGUGUGAAUUUAUUGCCUUAUUCUGUUUAUAAGCAACUUGGUCUAGGGGAACUGAAACCAACAUCUAUGACACUUCAGUUAGCUGAUCGUUCUGUGAAAAUUCCUAGAGGUGUCAUAGAAGAUGUUUUGAUUAAGGUAGAUAAAUUUUAUUUUCCUGUUGAUUUCAUUGUUCUUGAUACUCAUUUUGUUGAAGACAUAAGUGCUCAAAUUCCGAUCAUUUUGGGUAGACCAUUUUUAGCCACAUCAAAUGCAAUCAUCAACUGUCGUAAUGGUGUUCUUAAAUUAUCAUUUGGAAAUAUGACUGUUGAGUUGAAUGUUUUUAAUGUUGCUAAUAAAUCUGUUGAUUGCGAUGAUGUAUAUGAGGUAAAUUUUAUUGAUUCUGUCACACAAGAUUUCAUGCUAAACAAAGAUAAUUCUUUUGAAAAUUGUGUAAGUCAUUUUGGUAUGAAUUUUGAAAGUUCUUUUGAUAGUGUAAAUUCUUUGUUAGAGUCUACACCAUUGAUAAACACAGAAGAGUGGAACACCAAAGUUGAGUCAAUUGAACCCUUUCGCCAAUUAGAAUCACAGUCACUCCCUGAACCACCAAAGUUAGAUCUAAAGGUUUUACCUGAAGAUCUAAAAUAUGCAUUCCUAGGAGAGUCAGAAACCUUCCCUGUUAUCAUCGCAUCUGCGUUAGACAAGAAACAAGAAGAGAAAUUGGUACAAGUUCUUAAGAGUCACAAAGAAGCCAUAGGGUGGACCAUGGCUGACAUCAAAGGAAUUAGUCCUUCGGUGUGCAUGCAUCGAAUCCAUUUAGAAGAAAAUGCAAAGCCAUCCCGUGAGUGUCAAAGAAGGUUAAAUCCAAAUAUGAAAGAAGUAGUGAGAGAUGAAAUACUUAAAACAUUAGAUGUGGGUAUUAUAUACCCAAUUUCUGAUAGUUCAUGGGUCAGUCCGAUCCAUGUUGUUCCUAAGAAGUCUGGAAUUACUGUAGUCAAAAAUGCAAACGAUGAAUUAAUCCCCACUAAAAUCCAAACUGGAUGGAGAGUGUGCAUUGACUACAGAAAACUGAAUAGCCUCACCAGAAAAGACCAUUUCCCAUUACCCUUCAUUGAUCAAAUGCUUGAAAGAUUAGCUGGUCACGAGUACUACUGUUUUCUCGAUGGUUACUCGGGAUACAACCAAAUCCCGAUAGCACCCGAGGAUCAAGAAAAGACCACCUUCACAUGUCCUUAUGGAACAUUUGCUUAUCGACGCAUGUCUUUUGGCUUAUGCAAUGCACCUGCGACGUUUCAAAGGUGUAUGAUUGCAAUUUUUUCUGAUAUGGUUGAACAUUUUUUGGAAAUCUUUAUGGAUGAUUUUUCUAUUUAUGGAUCUUCUUUUGAUGAAUGUUUACACCACCUGUCUCUUGUCUUGAUUCGUUGUAAAGAAAAGAAUUUAGUGCUAAAUUGGGAAAAAUGUCAUUUUAUGGUAAAACGUGGAAUUGUCUUAGGACAUGUGAUUUCAUCUGAGGGAAUAGAAGUUGACAAAGCUAAAGUUGAUCUUAUUUCAAAACUUCCACCACCUAAAACUGUGAAAGAAAUUAGAUCAUUCUUAGGUCACGCCGGUUUCUACCGGAGAUUCAUAAAAGACUUUAGCAAAAUUUCACGGCCUCUGUGCCAUUUACUUGGAAAAGAUAAUGCAUUUGUUUUUGAUCAUGAUUGUCAUAUUGCUUUUGAGAAAUUGAAAACUAUGCUAACUACUGCACCCAUUAUUCAACCUCCUGAUUGGAACCUUCCUUUUGAAAUAAUGUGUGAUGCUUCUGAUUAUGCUAUAGAAGUUGUCUUAGGGCAAAGAAUUGAUAAAAUACCACAUGUUAUUUCCUACUCUAGCAAAACUCUAAAUGAUGCUCAAUUAAAUUAUUCCACAACUGAGAAAGAAUUGCUUGCUGUAGUCUUUGCCUUAGAAAAGUUUAGGUCUUAUCUGUUAGGAUCUAAAAUAAUUGUUUAUUCUGAUCAUGCUGCUUUAAGAUAUCUUUUGUCAAAGAAAGAUGCAAAAUCACGUUUAAUCCGUUGGAUACUUCUUUUACAAGAGUUUGAUCUAGAAAUUCGUGAUAAAAAAGGGUCUGAAAAUGUUGUUGCUGAUCACUUAUCUAGGCUAGUUAUUGAAACUAGUAAAGAGCCUACCCCUAUCACCGAAACUUUUCCUGAUGAACAAUUGAUGCAUGUUUCUUCUCUGCCUUGGUAUGCUGACAUUGUAAAUUAUCUUGUUACUGGUGAAAUACCAUCUCACUGGUCUAAACAAGAUAAAAAUAAAUUUUAUUCUGAGGUGAAAAAUUUUAUCUGGGAUGAUCCAUACUUGUUUAAAUAUUGUCCUGAUCAGAUAGUACGUAGAUGUAUCCCGAAUUGUGAUCAAACUAAAAUCAUAUCUUUUUGUCAUGAUCAUGCCUGUGGAGGCCAUUUCAGUAGUAAAAAGACUGCUGCAAAAAUUUUACAAUGUGGUUUUUAUUGGCCCACAAUUUUUCGUGAUACAUAUGCAUACUGUAAAGCCUGUGAACGUUGUCAAAAGUUAGGAAGUCUGUCUAGAAGAAACAUGAUGCCUUUAAACCCUAUUCUUAUUAUUGAUGUAUUUGAUGUUUGGGGUAUUGAUUUUAUGGGACCUUUUCCUAACUCGUUUGGAAAUUUGUAUAUUCUUGUUGGAGUUGAUUAUGUUUCAAAAUGGGUCGAAGCUGUUGCAUGUCACACAAACGACCACAAAGUGGUGGUUCGUUUCUUGAAAGAAAAUAUUUUUUCCCGUUUUGGCACACCACGUGCUAUCAUUAGUGAUGGAGGUACACAUUUUUGUAAUAAGCCAUUUGCACAUCUCAUGAAAAGUAUGGCAUUACACACAAAGUCACUACACCAUAUCAUCCUCAAACUAGUGGUCAAGUUGAAAUCUCUAAUAGGGAAAUAAAGCACAUCCUAGAAAAAACAGUCAACCCAACUAGGAAAGAUUGGUCCCUGAGACUAACUGAUGCUUUAUGGGCAUAUCGUACUGCAUACA